This is a messenger RNA of Stegastes partitus (bicolor damselfish), 1107 nucleotides long. It is a transcript of the gene hs3st3l, whose product is annotated as heparan sulfate (glucosamine) 3-O-sulfotransferase 3-like. The transcript has 3 exons. Gene Ontology annotation, molecular function: [heparan sulfate]-glucosamine 3-sulfotransferase activity. Lineage: Eukaryota; Metazoa; Chordata; Actinopteri; Pomacentridae. Bases 1 to 1107 code for a protein of 368 amino acids. The record is from RefSeq and is a predicted model, not a curated record.
AUGGCAGCUUUUCACCACCACAACCAUCAUCCCCACCACCAUCCGAGCGCGGACCUGCGGCGCCUCUUCCACCGGCUCACCAUCGCAUCCUCUCUGAGCAUCCUGUGCUUCUCCUUGGUGUAUCUCCUCACUGGAUGCUGCGAGUCGGAAUUGACAGAAAACUCUGAAAUCAAGCCACCCGCGCGCGAGUUCCUCGUGUCUGGGUCAGGAUGGCCGUACGAGAGGAACGGAACCGGCGCUGCCAAGGAGGGUGCCACCGCGGCUGGAGAGGUCGCGCUCAGCAGCGGUCCUCCCGGGCUGGAGGCGAACAGCUCCGGGAAGGAGUGGACAGCCACCCGGAGGUUACCCCAGGCUCUCAUCAUAGGGGUUAAAAAGGGAGGCACCAGGGCUCUGCUGGAGUUUCUGCGGCUCCAUCCGGACAUCCGCGCCCUGGGAUCCGAGCCGCACUUCUUCGACCGGCAUUACGCACGGGGAUUGGACUGGUACAGAAGUAUGAUGCCCAAAGCCCUGGACGGACAGAUUGUUAUGGAGAAGACGCCUCGGUAUUUUGUUACCGUGGAAACACCAGCACGAGUCCACGCCAUGUCGCAGGAUGUCAAGCUGAUUGUGGUCGUCCGAGACCCCGUGACCCGAGCCAUAUCUGACUACACACAGAUUAUCUCUAAGACUCCUGACAUCCCUCCCUUUGAGAGCCUAGCCUUCAAGAACCGCACUACAGGUCAGAUCGACUCUCUGUGGAGCCCGCUGUGGAUCGGCCUGUAUGCCCAGCACAUGGAGCGCUGGCUGGCCUGGUUCCCCAGGACUCAGAUCCAUCUGGUCAGCGGAGAGAAGCUCAUCUCAGACCCAGCCGGAGAACUGGGCAAAGUCCAGGACUUUCUGGGCCUCCAGAGAAUUGUCACGGACAAGCACUUCUACUUCAACAAAACGAAAGGCUUCCCCUGCCUGAAGAAGCCGGAGGGCAGCAGUAAGCCUCACUGCCUGGGGAAGACGAAAGGGAGGACGCACGCCUCCAUAGACCCGGAGGUGAUGCAGAGACUGAGGGAUUUCUACAAGCCACACAACCAGCGCUUCUAUCAGAUGGCAGGGCAGGACUUUGGAUGGCAGUGA